Bactrocera tryoni is the source of this 2084-nucleotide messenger RNA. It is a transcript of the gene Egm, whose product is annotated as complex I assembly factor ACAD9, mitochondrial. Bases 1 to 1998 code for a protein of 665 amino acids. The transcript has 5 exons. NCBI's taxonomy places the organism in Eukaryota, Metazoa, Arthropoda, Insecta, Diptera, Tephritidae. The record is from RefSeq and is a predicted model, not a curated record. Gene Ontology annotation, molecular function: acyl-CoA dehydrogenase activity; flavin adenine dinucleotide binding.
AUGUUACGUCUCCGCAACACAUUGCAUCGAUUUGUGCAACAAAACUCCAGCAAAAGGUUCGAAUAUGUGAAUGGAAAAUGUAUACGUGCCACCAGCACCAGCGCCGGACGUGAUAGUCAAUCCUCAACAAAAGCCACUGCUGACAAUUCGUUUGCUGGCGAAGAUGCUAUUGAUCAGCAACGGCGCACCGGGACUGGUGUUAAGAUGGCACCAGAUGUGGGAAAAUUGCGUGCGCGUUUGCCAUUAGUGAAGAAUUUUUUCGUUGGUGUGGUUGAUAAUGAAAUGCUUGGUUAUCCAGAGGUUGUGCAACGUGAGGAAAUGUCGCGAAUUGAAAACGAAAAAUUGCCGCUUACAAAUUUUUUCACUGACCAAGUUGAGAAUGCUAUAAUUGAUCGCACGCGCCAAAUACCAGCCGAAGUUGUGGAUUCAGUACGACAGUUGGGUUUAUAUGGUCUCAAUGUGCCGGCAGAUUUUGAAGGCAAAGGUCUGGGUUGGACUGCCAGUUUGAUGCUCACAGAGCCGGAAUCACGUUGCACUAAUGUAGCGCUAGGUCUGUUAUCACAUCGCAUAAUAAUCGAUCUGCUAAAAGACGUGGGCAGCGCCGAACAACAACAGCGAUUUCUGCCAAAAUUAGUAAACGGCUCACAUGUAGGCGUGGAAGCAAUAUUCGAGUAUGACAUGGCAGAAAAUGAACUAUUUAACACCACCGCUGAAUAUAUAGUGGAAACUAACGAGUGGCUCUUGUCUGGCAAAAAGGCGUUUGCGAUAGCGGGUCCUUUCGCUACAACCAAUGCGACGCCACUCUUUUUGGUGAUCGCUCAAACUCGUCGGGCGAAUGUUAAAGGAGAUGCUAGCCGUAGCACCACAAUUUUCUUAGUGGACAGUAACACUGACGGUGUUAAAUUAGGAGAACAGCAUUUGACAAUCGGCUGCAGAGGUUUAGACAUACGUCGGGUGGAAUUUGACCAAGUGCGUCUACCGCCCAGUUGUAUUGUCGGUGCUGCGAACGAAGGAAAUGAAGUAGCAGAGAUAUUGCUGCGCAGUAACCGGUUACGAAGUGCCAUGUUGGGACUAGGCAUUGCUAAGCAGUUGGUUAACGACUUGACUUCAUACUGCAUCGACAAUCAACAGUGCAACGUGCCACUGAAGGAUAUGGAAAUUUUGCAGAUGCAUUUAUCGAAGGCGUCUUGUGCGACAUAUGCUAUUGAAAGUAUGAUUUAUAUGACGGCGGGCAUACUGGAUGAAUUUGCGACACCUGAUGUGGCAUUGGAAGCGGCAAUUACCAAAUAUUACAGUCUUACGCAAUUGUUUAAAAUUGCUGGUAAAUCUAUGGACAUCAUUGGCCCCAAAUCUUUAAUUUCCGGUCAAGAAACUGAGGUGCUUUUCCGUGAUAGUGCUCAACUGUACACACAAGGCGAAUCGAUUGACACGCUACGCUUGUACAUCGCACUGGCCGGCUUACAAUAUGCAGGCGGUGUACUGCAAGACACAGUACGCAUGCAGCGCAAUCCACUCUUCCACCCUGGACACAUAUUGGGUAAAUUUCUACAAAGUUCAAACAUUGAUAAUCCAAAGACUAAAAUGCGUUUAAAUGAAAAUGUCCACCCCUCUUUGGAACCGGCUGCGCAAAGCGUCGAACAAUCAGUGGCCCGCCUGCAGAUGUGCGUUGAGUUGCUGCUAACACGCUAUGGCACCGCUGUGGUGGAGAAGCAUCACGAUAUGCAGCGUUUGGCCGAAAUUGCAGCCACAAUCUAUGCAAUGUUUGCCAGUUUAGCGCGUGCCUCACGCUCGUAUUGCAUAGGCUUGCAGUUGGCCGACUAUGAGUUGGUCUUGGCAUCAGCUGUGUGUACGCAUGGUCGCAAAAAAGUACACGCACUAUGCACAGAAAUCUUCAAUGGACAAUAUGUUAAUAACGAUAGUAACUUGCAACGGUUAGCUAAGCAAGUCAUUAAGAGUAAAGGCUAUUUCCCAGUACACCCGCUUACUUUUAAUUUCUAAAUAGUAAGUAAUUUAUAGUUCAUGCGGCAGUUUAACGAUCACGUAACUGUCUAAUGUGCAUGUGAACCGUUAAAUGUAAUUGUAAA